AUGGGGAAACCUACUUCCCUCCCAGGUUUGCGAUUCAAACCGGAAAAAAAAAAAAAAAAAAAACCUAAUCAUACUUCAGAAACUCUUAAUACUUCAGGAUUGCCUACGGCCUCAUCUUCAGCAUUAUUUUCAAAUCUAUCUGAUGAUGUGGAACUAGCCUGCAUGACUAUGCCAUCAACAUCAAAAAUAUCUCCACCUUCCAUUCUACAUCACCCCAAAAAUACCCUUAAGAGGACGUCUCACACCCGUAUUUCGAGCGUCGAAAAAGCCUUUGCAAGAAUUAAAACCACUCAAGGCGAUGGUGACAGCAGCGUUAUCAAACGUUUGAAUGAUGUACUACCAUAUGGUCUUCAUUUUACGGUUGAAAAAAUUGAAUGUAGGAACCAUCUGUUACGAAAUUCUUGUCAAAAAUUGUUAGCACUAACCAAAAGAACCGAAUAUCCCGUUCAUAUAAGAAAAUUUAUACAAAACAAUAUUCUUCGAUUUAGAAGUGACAUAACAAAAGCUGUACAGCAUCGUAAGACGAGUGAUUUAUCUAUUCCAAACAAAAUAGCAGAUCUACGAAAAGAUAUUGAAAAUAGUCCAUAUCACCGAUUUGGACAACAUGACAAUUGUGACAGAUAUUUUUGUUCUGGUUCAAAAUCCGGUGAAAUAAAUUUAGUCGGUGAUGUAGAAAAGUGUGGAUUAAUGAGAGAAGUAAAAAAUAUUAUUCUUCGUCUUGCUAAUAAUUCAAGCAGCCUGAUUCAAGACGUUGAUAAUAAUGCGUGCGAACAAUUCAAUAGUCUAAUCAAUAAGUUUAUAGGUGGUAAAAGAAUUAACUUCCCGAGUAGCAUUUUGAGUGCAUACAGCGUGUAA
Molecule: messenger RNA, 855 nt
Organism: Aphis gossypii (cotton aphid)
Lineage: Eukaryota; Metazoa; Arthropoda; Insecta; Hemiptera; Aphididae
Exons: 3
Coding region: 1-855 (284 amino acids)
Source: RefSeq, a predicted model, not a curated record